CUGACAGCCAUGGCACCGCGCAGAUGUUUGAGCAAAGUUUCUCUGCAAGACAAGACAGCUGUAGUGACGGGGGCCAACACGGGGAUAGGCUUCGAGGUGGCGAAGGACCUGGCACGGAGGGGUGCACGAGUCAUCCUUGCGUGCCGGAACGAGGCCAGAGCUGAAGCCGCAAGGGCGGAGAUCGUGAAGGAUACUGGGAACGAGAACGUGAUGACGUCGAAGCUGGACCUGGCAUCUCUGUCCUCGGUUCGUGAGUUCGCUCAGAGGCUGAAGGAAGAGGAAAGUCGUCUGGACAUUCUGGUCAACAACGCAGGUAUGUUUACGGAGAAGUCGACAACAGAAGACGGCUUCGACAUGAUGCUACAGGUGAAUCACCUGGGCCACUUCCUUCUCACCAACCUUCUCCUGGACCUCCUGAAGAAGUCGGCUCCAAGUCGUGUUGUGAAUGUUUCUUCAGAGGCGUGCAACCACGGGAGAAUUAACUUUGAAGACAUCAACGCGGAGAAGAGCUAUGACGCGUUUCCGGCCUACGCGCAGAGUAAGCUGGCUAAUGUUCUCUUCACGCGAGAACUGUCGAGACGACUGGAAGGUACAGGUGUGACGACCUACGCGGUGCAUCCAGGUUUUGUCAAGACCGACAUCUGGCGUUACAUACCCGGGAUGUACGGCUGGAAAUUCACCCUCAUGAAAUCCAUUAUAAAUAUCUGUGGUACAGGUGUGACGACCUACGCCGUGCAUCCCGGUUUCGUCAAGACAGACAUAUGGCGCUACAUACCCGGGAUGUAUGGCUGGAAGUUCACCCUCAUGAAACCCAAUAUAAAUAUCUGUGGCACAGGUGUGACGACCUACGCGGUGCACCCAGGUUUCGUCAAGACCGACAUCUGGCGCUACAUACCCGGAAUGUACGGCUGGAAGUUCACACUCAUGAAGCCUAUGUUCCGUCUCAUGAUGGCCUUCGCCAUCACUCCGGAGCAAGGGGCCCAGACCGUCAUACACUGCGCCGUGGAGGAGGCGCUCUCUAGCGAGUCUGGCCUGUACUACAGCGACUGUGACGUCAAGCAGCCUUCCCAGAAGGCCACGGAUGACGCAGUGGCGCGUCAGCUAUGGGAGAUGAGCGAGAGCAUGACGGGACUGUCUUCUUCUUAA
Branchiostoma floridae (Florida lancelet) is the source of this 1146-nucleotide messenger RNA. Its product is annotated as retinol dehydrogenase 11-like. The transcript is spliced from 7 exons. Bases 10 to 1146 code for a protein of 378 amino acids. The record is from RefSeq and is a predicted model, not a curated record. Lineage: Eukaryota; Metazoa; Chordata; Leptocardii; Amphioxiformes; Branchiostomatidae.